Messenger RNA from Linum trigynum, 2267 nucleotides. NCBI's taxonomy places the organism in Eukaryota, Viridiplantae, Streptophyta, Magnoliopsida, Malpighiales, Linaceae. The record is from the annotation of a GenBank genome assembly.
CCUACUUUAUUUGGGCUUCGUCUUUUUUAUGGGCUGACAAUUUUUUGAGGCCCAGUUUUCACAUGAAAAGCCUGCUUGUAAUUGCAAAUGCUGUUUGCUUCUUCUUCAUCUAGUUCUGGAUUUCUGGUGGUGGAGUGGAUACUAGAAUCGCAGAGGAAUUCGAGAGAAACGGAUAAGUCCCAGUUUGUAAGCAGAACAUCAGGCAGCGUUUCGCGGUGCUCCUUUGAAAAUGGCAUCCUCAUACGCGGCAGCAGCUCUGUCCUGGAGCUCUUCUUCUUUGCUUCACAGCUUCACCGGACAAACUAAUGAAGCCUCCGUGAUGCCAGAUAGAAAAUUGGCUAUGCCGGUCAUUGCCCAGAAGAAAGCCAAGAAGACUAGGAAGAUAAUAUUGAAAGAGGAUGUGGAGUAUGUGGGGAAGAGGGGGCAGCUAAUUGAUGUGAAGGCUGGCUUCUACAGGAACUUCCUCCUGCCCAUGGGCAAGGCCCAGAUUGUCACUCCUGUUUUACUCAAGGAAAUGAAAAUGGAGGAGGAAAGAAUUGAAGCUGAGAAACUACGGGUAAAAGAAGACGCUCAGCAGCUUGCUCGGAUAUUUGAAACUGUUGGAGCUUUCAAGGUGAAGCGCAAAGGUGGAAAGGGCAAACUGAUAUUUGGCAGUGUGACUGCUCAAGAUCUCGUCGACAUCAUAAAGGCACAGCUUCAGAGGGAUAUAGACAAGCGUAUUGUCUCGCUUCCAGAAAUUCGUGAAACGGGAGAGUAUGUUGCUGAACUCAAGCUUCAUCCUGAAGUCACUGCCCGUGUAAGGUUGAAUGUCUUUGCCAACUGAGGUCAUUUGUACCUGCUUCCAAUAACCCCCAGGGACACCUGAAACAAAUAGUUCAUUCUGGACAACUUUCACAUUUCUGGUAUGUGAUCACCAACCAUUUACAUCGUUCGAAAUGGAUGCCGAGGAUAUUUUUCUUAAAUCAAUGGAAGAAAUUCCAGAAAUUUAAAGUCUUCACUCUUCACUGCUGGAACUGAAUUAUUUCCCAUUGUUGCAGGGGGGGUGUGCAAGCGGAGUUGUGAAUGUGUUUAGUUGGAGGCAACAAAUCAUAAUUAGUUUGUAAACCGUACAAAUGUACUGAACAUGAAAUUUUAUGGUUGAUCCCUUCAUCCAUAUAUGUAGUUUGUUGUGUAAUUCAGUCUUAUAGAGAGUUUCCAGGCAAGGAUGAGAAUUGAGAAGGCAUGUACUGCAGAAUGUUUUUGGAGAUGACUUCACGUUUUACUUAAAUGAAUCGAUGGAACAGAUUAUAUGACAGGUUGAUCCCUUCGUCCAUCAAUGAACUUAUUAUAGAUAGUUUUGGCAAAAAAAUGCAAUCAGGCAUGGGUGAGAAGAAAAAGAAUGUGAAAAAGGGAUGUUGCUGCCCGGGAUCGAACCGGAGACCUUUUGCGUGUAAAGCAAACGUGAUAACCACUACACCACAGCAACUUUUGUUGUUGUAAUCUACAAAUUUUAUACCUAUCGCUUCAUCCCUAAGUGAACUUAUUAUAGAGAGUGACCAGGCAGGCAUGGGUGAGAAAAAAAACAAUGUGAAAAAAAAAGAAUGUUGCUGCCCGGGAUCGAACCGGAGACCUUUUGCGUGUAAAGCAAACGUGAUAACCACUACACCACAGCAACCUUUGUUGUUCUAUUCUACAGUGAGAAAUAUUUAAUAUACAUGAUUGAAAGAUAAAAAAAGAUGCCAAAAAGGGUAUCUCACAAAGAACAAAUCUGGAUUACAUCUACUCAGGCCGACUGUGAUCCAUCAUAGCAUCAUGUCAAGAACCAGUUGCUCCCAAUAACUCGAAUUAUUAGGAGAGGUUCAAUCGUGGAUCAUAUACCACAACACUAACACGCCCCCUCAAACGAAAGCCACUCACAAGGGCUUGAAGUUUGCACAGGUCUGAAGACAAGAAUACCAUGUGCUUAACAAAUGGGGGUCACCGGGAAUCGAACACAAGACCUCUCGAUCACAGAAGACUCUGAUACCAUGUCAAGAACCAGUUGCUCCCAAUAACCCUCACCUUCUUCUUUCCCUCUACCAAUACUGCUUACUUAAAUACAUAAUAAUACUACUCAACUAUCCAUCCAUUCAUUCCCACAUGACUAUUUUCACACUCCCAAGUGGAUAAUUAGCUAAAACGAAUGGGAAAGUAGCCGAGUAGGAAGGCAAUAAAACUCAUCAAAAGUACCAUUCAGAGCCACAUAUUUAGCAUCUCCCCCAUGCCAUCAAUAAUGGUUUUAACAUAUA